Messenger RNA from Cydia splendana, 2267 nucleotides. It is a transcript of the gene Pmp70, whose product is annotated as ATP-binding cassette sub-family D member 3. NCBI's taxonomy places the organism in Eukaryota, Metazoa, Arthropoda, Insecta, Lepidoptera, Tortricidae. The record is from RefSeq and is a predicted model, not a curated record. Gene Ontology annotation, cellular component: peroxisomal membrane. The transcript is spliced from 16 exons. Gene Ontology annotation, molecular function: ATP binding; long-chain fatty acid transmembrane transporter activity; ABC-type transporter activity. Gene Ontology annotation, biological process: fatty acid beta-oxidation; very long-chain fatty acid catabolic process; peroxisome organization.
UUUCAAGUUUGACUUGACGAUGUUCAUUGACGUGCGAUGUGCACAUAAUUGUAGUGCUGCGUACUAGAUGAAAGUUUAUUAAACAUAGAUGCUACUUGUUAGAAAUUAACGUGUUAAAUUUUUCUGUUAAACAUGGCGCCGAAUUUCAGUAAAAUCACAAGUAGGACCGAUGUUAAAAUCGCCCUCGCAGCAUCCGCGGCAAUCGGAGCUUGGGCGAUUAAAAAUGCGCUCCAAUCAAGUCAAAGUAAACGAGUUAGACCAGGCCGUUUAUCGCCCGAAGAGCAGAUUCAAUAUAUGAUAAAGGAGAGACAUAAAAAGUCACCUAAAGCUCAAGUGGAUGCCAGAUUUUUUGCUGAACUGAAGGCGUUAUGGAAGAUUAUGGUGCCAGGGUUUUGGUCGAAGGAAAGUGGUUUCAUGGCACUGAUCGCCUUCUCGCUGAUAGCGAGGUCCAUGUGCGAUCUGUGGUUGAUCCAGCAUACUACUCUAAUAGAGGGGGCUAUUAUCACAAUGAACAAGCAGGAGUUCAAGACCAGAUUGCUGCAGUUCUUUGCCGCAAUGCCAUUGAUAUCAAUAGUCAACAAUGUAUUGAAAUGGAGUAUAGGAGAAUGUAAAUUAAGAAUACGGACAAACUUAUCACUAUAUUUAUACCAGCAAUACAUGAAAGGUUUCACUUACUACCAAGUGACGAACCUGGACAACCGGAUAUCGAACGCGGACCAACUGCUCACCACGGACAUAGACAAGUUCUGCGAGACCGUCGUGGACCUGUACAGCAACAUCAGCAAGCCGAUCCUGGACAUUGGCAUCUAUCUGUACAGGCUUACCGUUAAUCUGGGCGUCAGUACUCCUGGAAUAAUGAUGGCCUACCUAUUGGUGUCAGGAGUGUUCCUGACAUACCUCAGAAAGCCUACAGCUCGUCUCACCGUACAAGAACAAAAACUAGAAGGCGAAUUUAGAUAUGUUAACUCCAGGCUCAUCACGAAUUCGGAAGAAAUCGCUUUCUAUCAGGGAAACCACCGCGAACAGCUGACAGUUCUGGCGAGUUUCUACAAGCUGACGCGGCACCUGCGGAGCUUCCUCAACUUCCGCGUCGCUAUGGGCUUCAUAGACAACAUCAUCGCCAAGUAUGUCGCGAUCACUGUCGGAUUCUACGCGGUGUCGCGACCUUUCUUCGUCUUGGACCACAACCUGCUCACUACGGGGACCGACAACGACAGGUUUAAGCACUACUACACGUACGGGCGCAUGCUGGUAAAGAUGGCUGAAGCCAUCGGCCGCCUUGUCCUCUCUGGACGGGAGUUGAGCAAACUGGCCGGUCUCACGUCGAGAGUGACGCAGCUGCGAACUGUUUUGUCUGACGUGAACCAGGGGAAGUACACCAGGACCAUGGUGGGGCAGGUGGAGAACGGGAACGGCGGUAAGUGUCCAGUAAACAUGUGCUGCCAGGCCACGGGGUAAACUGGCCGGUCUCACGUCGAGAGCGCGGGCCGCAUCAUCUACCAGGACAAGAUCAUCCGCUUCGACCGCGUGCCGCUCGUCACGCCCAACGGCGACGUGCUCAUCAAGGAGCUCUCCUUCGAAGUCAAGUCAGGAAUAAACGUGCUGGUAUGCGGACCCAACGGAUGCGGCAAGUCAUCCAUGUUCCGUAUGUUGGGUGAACUGUGGCCCAUCUUCGGAGGCACUCUCACGAAGCCGCCCAAGGGCAAGCUAUUCUACGUCCCGCAGAGGCCUUACAUGACCUUAGGGACCCUUAGAGACCAGGUGAUCUACCCUCAAACUAGGGAUGAGAUGGUCCGCCGCGGCCGCACGGACGCUCAGCUGAACAGGUUCCUGGAGAUCGUGCAGCUGGCGUACCUGACGAGCCGCGAGGGCGGCUGGGACGCCGUGGAGGACUGGAUGGACGUACUCUCCGGCGGCGAGAAGCAGAGAAUAGCUAUGGCCCGUCUGUUCUACCACGAGCCGCAGUUCGCCAUCUUGGAUGAGUGCACCAGCGCUGUGUCUGUAGACGUCGAGGGUCAGAUGUACCAAUACUGCAGAGAGAUGGGUAUAUCUCUCUUCACGGUAUCUCACCGCAAGUCUCUAUGGAAGCACCACGACCACUACCUCCAGAUGGACGGCCGCGGUGGCUACGUAUUUGAGGAGAUAGACGGCGACACGCAGGAAUUUGGAUCGUGAACUUUAUUAUAAUGAUGAGACGAUUCGAAAUGGCUUGGCGGUGAAAUGGUGCUUUAGUUGCGAAUGGCAAAUCGUUUCUACGCGACUACUUG